AACGACACCUGUUAAUCCCCCUCCCCCCAGGCUCACCUGAGUGCAGGUUAGGCAGGUGAAACGUCUCCCCGGAAACAGAGCAGAAGGCCCCACCUGCCCAGCCCUGCCUGCCCGCUCCAUUGGAUCCAGCACGUCUGUGGUUCUCCUCCCCCCAGGAACCAGUGGUGACAGCUGAGGCCAUGUGAGUAGAUCCUGAAUGAGGCUUUAUCCGUGGCUGUUCGUCCCAUCGUCCACCGUGGCACCAGCUCCCUCGGCCAGCCGGGAUGGGACAGGCAACUGAGAGAGCCAGAGUCAAAGAGGUGAUGGUGGCCAGCGCCUGGACUGUGACAGGAGUGGGGCUCUGGGCCUGUAGCCGCCAAGCAGGAGGUGGGGGCACCAGGCCAUGACCUGCACCCUCUGACUCCUGACGCCGACCUUCUGCCCUGACCCCUGCCUGACCAAGCCAUGACUGAACAAGAGGCUCAUGCCCGGGUGGGCCGAGGGCUGCCCCCGGAUGUGCUGGCGGAACAGGUGGAACUGUGGUGUUCCCAGCAGCCGCGGCGCUCGGCCCUCUGCUUCACCGUGGCCGUGGGGCUUGUGGCGGGCUGUGGGGCAGGUGGUGUGGCGCUGCUGUCCUCCACCAGCAGCCGCUCAGGUGAGUGGCGCCUGGCCACGGGCACCGUGCUCUGUCUGCUGGCCCUGCUGGUUCUGGUGAAGCAGCUGAUGAGCUCGGCGGUGCAGGACAUGAACUGCAUCCGGCAGGCCCACCAUGUGGCCCUGCUGCGCAGGGGCGGGGGCGCAGAUGCCCUCGUGGUGCUGCUCAGUGGCCUCGUGCUGCUGGUCACCGGCCUCACCCUGGCUGGGCUGGCUGCCGCCCCUGCUCCUGCUCGGCCCCUGGCUGCCAUGCUGUCUGUGGCCAUUGCUCUGGCGGCCUUGGGCUCACUCUUGCUGCUGGGCUUGCUGCUCUACCAAGUGAGCGUGAGUGGACACUGCUUCUCCAGCCGUGCGGCCGCCCCCUCCAACCACAGCGGCCACCGUGGCGAUGGCAGCGUCUUCAGCAUCUCAGGACAGCUCUCUGCUGGUCAGCGCCACGAGACCACAUCCAGCAUCGCCAGCCUCAUCUGAGGGAGCCAGAACCUCUGACCACGACCUGUCCCGACAUCCCCAGAACUGUGCCAGGACAGGCACCCAUGUGCGCGUGCAUGGAUGGCGAGUGUGUCUGUGUCCCCAGGGCCGUGUCAGCCCUUCUGUGGCGUGGCCUGACGUGGGAUUAGGAGCCCACAUGACCCACAUAUCCAUGCCAUGGAAGGUGAGCGUGUGCCUCUCUGGAAGGGUGCUUGUGUCUGUGGAGCUGCCUAUGUCUGGGGCCUCUGUGCAGAGAAACAUUUGAGGUCCCUGAAGAUUUUUGACCCCUAUUUCCUAUGAGUUUCGUGUUUUAUUGCCAGAGGACACAUAGAGAGAGAGAGGGUGGGGGAGGGAUAAAGCACCCCCCAAUGG
Tupaia belangeri chinensis (Chinese tree shrew) is the source of this 1476-nucleotide messenger RNA. RefSeq names its product transmembrane protein 125 (gene TMEM125). The record is from RefSeq and is a predicted model, not a curated record. NCBI's taxonomy places the organism in Eukaryota, Metazoa, Chordata, Mammalia, Scandentia, Tupaiidae. The coding region runs from base 445 to 1104 and encodes 219 amino acids. The transcript is spliced from 3 exons.